CAAUAAUGUCAAUGUACGAAAAUAAUUAUUAUGAGUAGAAUUUUCUGAAAAUGGCCUUACUUGCAAAAACUACAUUUUCUUUAAUUAAAAAUGCGAUAACAUCAACUUCUGUACGGGCAUUGUCCCUAACCCAACAAUUAAAUAUAAAGGAAUUGAGAGAAUAUAAAGAGGGAAAUAAAUUAGUAGUCGAAGGUGUAACAAUCCCAUCGCCGCGUUCAGAAGUGUUGGUAAAGGCGGAGAAUGUACCCGGCUUGGCUUUACCUGAAGCCGAGAAACCGCUAUGUUACAUGUGUAAAUUGGGGCUGGAUGUUAAGCAUACCGAUGUCUUGAUAUUGAGUCAAUUCGUUCGAUCAGACGGCUGCAUGCUACCACGUCGUAUCACUGGUCUAUGUAGGAGACAACAGUUUAAAGUUGGCAAAAUGGUAACAAUGGCACAAAAAGCUGGUCUUAUGAUUAACCUAACUCCAUCAUUUUGUAAGAAGGAUCCAAAGAAAAGAUAUGGAUUCAAAAAGUUCAACACUUACUUUGAUGAGUCAACUAUCUUUAUGAAGAGAAUACCAGAUCAAAAGGAUAAAUUUAAGCGAUAAAUAUAGAUUUAUAAUAAUUCAGAUUUAGAUAAUAAAUUAGUUAAAUUAUAA
Molecule: messenger RNA, 638 nt
Organism: Colias croceus (clouded yellow)
Lineage: Eukaryota; Metazoa; Arthropoda; Insecta; Lepidoptera; Pieridae
Gene: mRpS18A
Product: 28S ribosomal protein S18a, mitochondrial-like
Exons: 3
Coding region: 51-587 (178 amino acids)
Biological process (GO): mitochondrial translation
Cellular component (GO): ribosome; mitochondrial small ribosomal subunit
Molecular function (GO): small ribosomal subunit rRNA binding; structural constituent of ribosome
Source: RefSeq, a predicted model, not a curated record